AUGAGUCAACAAUUUAAGCAGGCGAAAGAGCUCUACAAGAAUGGAAAGUAUCAAGAGUGCUAUGAAAUCGCUAAGGAAAUUUUGCGGAAUUCACUUGAUUACGGCAUAUUAAUAUUGAAAGGAGCUUCUUGCUCUCGAUUGGAAUAUCAUGAAGAAGCGAUAGAAUCUUACUUGUCAGCCUUGGAGAUUGAUCCAGAGAAUACUCAAGCUUGGUUUGGUCUUUACAGUGAAGUCAAGAGAAGUCCUGAUAAAAAUGCUAAUAUUCUACUAAAAGCAUGUUCAGUGCUCAUUAACAAAUCAUCUAGGUCAGAUUCACCUGAAAAAUAUUUGGACUAUUCAAAAACGUUUAUUGAAACUGCGGUUCGGUUUCAGCUACCAUUACCUGCUGGAUACGAUAAGUUUGAUGAUUUAUGCGAAUUGGUUCUGGAAAGCGAGCCUGGCAAUGUUUAUGCCCUUGAAGCUUUCUUCCGUCUACAAAUAGAAUUUUUCAUGUUCUAUGGAUUUCCUGAAUUAAUUGAUCAGAGUUUGUUCAUCGAAUCGAAGUUCGCUAAAUUAUUCAAGCAAUCAGGUCCACAAUACAUUAGCCCUUCAUCUGUAUACGUUAAACGAUUGGAACGUUUUGGAGAAUCGCUGAAGACAAUACAAGAGUCAAAGAAUUUAAGCAAAACUUCAAAUAUCACAUUAUGUUUAGGUCAUUUAUUGUAUAAGUUGUAUGUUUAUUUUAUUCCAAAUUUUGCAUCACCAACUGAUAAUAACGAGUAUAAUGUCACUACUUCAGGAGAUCAAACUAAUGAACACAUUGAUUUAUGGGAUUUUAUACAAAACGAGAUUAAUAAACUUGAUUAUGAUGGUAUUAUUGGAUUGAAUAACUGGAUAGAGCAAAAUAUAAUUGAUCUCCAUGCCGGAUUUUUGUACGCCUUGUCUGUGUUCAAGCGUUCUCAGUUCAAUGAAUGUAAUUUGAUCAUUAAUCAGUUAAUAUCUUAUAUUGAUAAAAAUUGUCGACAAUACAAUACAGAAUCUACUGAUUUCACUGGAUCAGUUGAUAAACUGAGCAAGAGUUCAACUAGCAAUAUCCCGUCUCAACGUCUCAUGUGUACGCCACUUCGUUUAAACAUAACCAAAUUUUCAGAAAACGUACCAACAACAUGUGAUAUAUAUGCAUUUGUUAAGUAUUGGCUAAGUACACUUUUGAUUGCAAAUACUUGUAAUUCAGAAGUCGCAACUAAUGAUAUUGAUGAAGAAAUUGGAACUCUUCUUCGACAGACUGAGAAUGCCGACUACAUUCCUUAUGGUUGGAAAGAUGUAUUUCUUACUCUUUCUAUGGAAUACUAUCUACUUGUGAAUAAUAUAAAGGCAUCAUUUCAUAUCCUGGAAAAGUGGAAAUCUCUUUAUGGUUGUCAAAAGGAAUCAAAAAUUGAUAAUGCCCACUUAUCUCCUCGGUUUCAAGUUUGUUUAGUGUUGUUAAAGUUGGUGUUUAAUCUUAAGCCUGCUGAGUUAAAAAUUAUGGAGGAGAUAACACCACUCUCUGCCAAAGAGGAUUUAUUGAAUUUACUCAAAAAAAGUGAUGCAAUUAGUUCCAGUCGUUUUCAGUAUUUAUUGGGAUAUGUUAUGAAAAUCUGUGUACAGUCAUUCAAAGACUGUUCUUCUACAAUGGGCUUAGAACAGCAACUAGAGAAAUUCUCACUUGGUAUUCAGUUUGAUAUGCGUUAUUAUGCUAAUUACUUGCAGAUUGGCCACAUUUAUCGUGAAAAGGAAAAUUCGAAGGAAUCACUAACCGCAUAUACUGAGGCUUAUCGUUUAAUGCCUUCUUUGCCAACUUGUGUAUAUUAUUAUGCAGUGGGAUUAUGUAGACAAGAGGAAUGGGAAAAGGCGUUAGAUGUCUAUUCUUCUAUAGACAAGAGUGAAUUCACCAAAGAUAUGUGGCUUAAUUAUGGUUUGAUUGGUUUACGUUUGGGUCGAAUAUACGAAUGUUUACCUGCUUUACAACGGGUUGUUCUGCUUAAAAAUGAGGCAUUGUACUGGGAAAUUCUUGGAGAGGCCUACUUAUUACGUGGUAGUCAUGAGACUGCUAUCAGAUCAUUCAACCGGGCAUUAGGAUUGGAACCAAAUCGACCAUUUGCGUUAAUUCUGUGUGGACGAGCUUAUCGUCAUAUGAAUGAAAUUUCUGCAUCACUUUCUUGCUUUGAUAAGGCCUUGAGUGAGGUUGUAGGAUGUUAUAUGACUGAUCCUCUGUAUCGGAAGUUUUAUGUUCUAAUACUUAAGGAAUUAAUUGAAAUACACAUGAUGAAGUGUCGAUCGAGUAUGUAUCAAGGAUUUACUGGUCAGGCGAUAAACGAUUUACAACAUGUUCUACACCUACUGGACAAACUACUGGAUUAUUUUGUUGGUUCAAAAGUUGUACCCUUUUGGAUUUUCCGAUACAUUGGAGAUGUUCUAAGUUUGCUCUCAGUUGUCGACGAUCCUAAUCUUUUAAUUGUAAUACCAUCACGCAUUAUUUCUUUAAUGAACAAUGCUGAGGAAAUCUGUGUCGAUUCGAAACUGACGGAUGAUACGAUCAAACUAAAUAUUGUAAAUUGUCUUCAACUUGCAAAUAUUUAUUUAGCCUGUGCUAUUCAGAUACGUUUGAGUUCAGUUAGACAUCCAGCAGCGUCGUUACAACUUCAUGCUCCUAAUGAUGUUGUAGCAUCUGGAAGUGAUUCAGAGAAUCAUCCAUCAAAGUUGUUAAUUAUCAGUUCAUUAUUAGUCAGUUUUGGUGUGCAUCAACUAAAUCAAGGUUAUUACAUACAACGUAAUAUGGAUAGUAAUAAUAAACAAUCUCCAAUAUUAUCCUCUUUAUCAAAUUCAUCUACACACCAAAUAAAAUAUAAUGGAUUGAGUCCAGAUGAAUUAUUUUGUUUAUCUGAGUCAAUAUUAAAACAAGCUUUACAAUUAUUGGAUAAUGUAUCAAAUAUAUAUGAAGAGUUUUUAAAUGAAUUAUUAAAAGAUAAGAGUCUACUUGGUCCGGGUGUUACAACACCAGAUGAUGAAGUCGAUGAACGCGAUACUCGUGAUCGAUUAGCCUUAAUUAGAAGAAUUCGUUCACGUGCAUGGUCUGCAUUGGCUGGAGUUUAUUCAACUAGUGAAGAGAACUUGAAUUCGGAAAUCACCUAUUGUCUCUGUCAAGCAUUACUCUUUAAUCCAGAUAAUACUACUGUCAUGAUUAAUCUGGCUAUGCAUCAAAUGAAACAAGGUCAAACUGAACUUGCUGUCAACUUGGUAGCACAAGCCAAAGCUAUUGAUCCAGAUAACUUCAGAGUCUGGCUAUUUUCUGCCCAAUUGACUGCUUUAAUGUCUGGCAGUCCAUCUGUUGGUCCAGGUUUACUCGUCAAUACUGAAGUACUAGGCCAUCUAAUACAGGCUGCAUUUACAGGUUCAAAUUACCGAGUUGCUUCACAGCUCACACUCCAUCUAAUGCCUAUUAUAAUUAAAUACUCUCACUGUAAUUUCCUCUCUGAUCCAUCACUGCCAUCAUCAACUUCAUAUUUAUCAAAACAAGUGAAUACAUCAGAAUUAAUACAAGCAUUUGAUAAACGAGCACAUUUACGCCUGUCUAUUAAUGUUGCUAUAGAAUGCUUAAAUCGUGCUAUAGCUUUUCAACCUGAUAACAUUCGUUUAUGGCACAAUCGAGGCAUUUUACUUCAGUUGACUGGAUACUCUGUUCCAGCUAAAUAUUGUCUUAAAAAAGCUGUAGCACUACUUAAUCGACAAAAGUCUCUUUAUCAUCAAGGUACUUCAAAUGAAUUGGCUUUCUAUAGUCUUGUAUUGUCUCAGUACUUUCUUAUCACAUAUAUAUGUGGUCAACCUGAUUGGCAAACAGCUGACCAACUUCUCACUUUAACAAAAAAUCCAAAUUCUACAUUCUGUCACAGUUUGCCUGAAGCUUGUGCUAAAGCUAUUAUUUACUUAAUACAUCCAAUGAGAGCAGUUCAACGGGAUUUAUCUAUGAAAUGCAUGACUGAAGAAAUUGACCGUCUGAUAUGUGAAGGUUCAUGUGUCGCUAAGUCAGCAAUUGAAUUUCAGCCGAAUGGUGGUGCUUGUUUAUUGAACAUAAUAAAGCUAAUUGAUUCCUCAUAUUUUGGUCCAGUAAAAGAUUUGCAUCAAUUGGAAUCUUGUUUAAUUCACUUAAAAUCUGUUACGUCAUCAUCGGUGUCAUUCCCACUCGCUUAUAAUUUAAGUCAAAUUGGCGUUCGUUUGGGCAGUGAUGUGAAUUGGUUAAUACAAUCAAAUUUAUCCAAAUUAAUAUAUGAAAUAUCAUCUAGUAAACAUAUGGAAUAUGAAGAAUUAUCUAGUUUACCUGAUUUGUAUAAUAAUCGACUGAGGGAUAAUUACUUACCUUUAGGUGGGCAAUUAACAGAUAUCGAAUUAAAUAACUGGAUGAUAGAUAAUGCGUACCUAUCACUUUGUUCUUCCCGACCAACGUCUGGUUUAGCAUAUAUAUCGCGGUAUCUAAUUCAUUGGCCUAAUAAACCACUGCGAUGGAUCUAUCUAUUUGCUUGGUUAUUAAAUGAAAAUCCAAUCGAUCAGUCGACAAAUUUAUCUACAAUAAAAUUGAAGUCAAAUAUGUCAAUACACGAUAAGUUAACAAUAUAUACAAAUGUAAUCAUCAAAUGUUUAUCAGUAAUUAAUGAACUCCGUACUGAAUGUCUUAUGAAUUCGCUUUUUGCGUCUGCGUUAGUCAAUUUCGGCUCAUGGUUGUUGACUGUCUGCAAAAACAAGCGAAUACCUAUACAGUUAGAACAGUAUGAUCGUUUGUUGUGGAAUCUUCGCCGUGCGGCUGUUCUCUUCCCGAAUACACCAAAUAUACUGUCAACACUGAUGUCUGUUUCUGCAGCAACCUGCGUUUAA
This is a messenger RNA of Trichobilharzia regenti, 4884 nucleotides long. NCBI's taxonomy places the organism in Eukaryota, Metazoa, Platyhelminthes, Trematoda, Strigeidida, Schistosomatidae. The record is from the annotation of a GenBank genome assembly.